AUACUUUAUUAUUCAUGGCUCUUUAUAUCCAGCCACACUGGAUGUCAUGCUGCCAGAAAAUUUCCAGAAGGGGCUCAAGGUUCAUCUCAGCUGUCAGAGUCCAGAUAGUGUUGGUAAUAAGCAGGUGAAUUGUUGGACGAGGCGCAGUUUGUUGCAUCUUCCUCGGCUGUGAGUACGAUGGAUGUGGAGAAGGGUCGUCGUCGAUCCGGGGGUAUGAGCACCCUAGAAAAGUGUCUGAUAUUUCUCUUCGUGGCCAUGACCGGCGCCUGCAUCGCCCUCAUGGCCGUCUACUUCACUGAGAAAGCUGACGCUUCUCCUCAUGUAGAAGGGCAGGAAUCAGGGUGUGGUGGUCUUCAGGAGCUGACUGGAGAGUCGGGCACCUUCACCAGCUUUAAUUACCCCAAUAGCUACGACAAUGGAAAGAGCUGCACCUGGCACAUCAUUGUGGACCCUGACAAGGUGAUCCAUCUGUGGUUUGAGGAGUUUGCUUUGGAGGCAACCCAGCUCUGCACAUCAGACUUCAUCACGCUGAGAGACUCUCUGGGAACCAUCGGUAAAUACUGUGGCUACACCAAACCAAAGCCGCUGGUGUCACUUACAAACCAUCUGUGGGUGUACUUUGACACCAAUGACAGAAAAACAGACCAAGGUUUCAAGGCUCAUUACAAAACUGUGGAUCCAAAGCUCACACCAGAAAUAGCCGGGGCUGGUGGCUUUCUCCAAGGUGACCAGGGGGCUCUGAUGACCCCCAGCUUCCCUCAGCAAAACUACCAGAGUGGAGCACUAUACCAGUGGAGAAUCACGGUGCCUGAAGGCGAGAGGGUUCGACUCACAUUUACUUCCUUUGACCUGGUGCCGGAGGUCUGCGGAGACUUUGUUCAGGUCUACGAUGGCCACAAGGCCGGCUCCUCUUUAAUCGGUACAUUCUGUGGGGGAACGAUGCCAAAGCCGGUGGAGUCCAGUGGCAACACCAUGGUGGUCCGCUUCAAAUCAGACAGCGAUUUGACUUCUAAAGGAUUCAGUGCAAUUUACACCAAGUCUAGCCUUCCACCUGUUGUUACUACCACACCCAAACCCACCACCACACCAACACCGACCACCACACCAAAACCGACCACAUCUUCUGGUGGUGGUCCAGUUAUCCUUCAUGGACGUAAAGGAGUGAUCCAGUCCUUGGGUUUCCCAAAUCCCUAUCCUGCUCAUAUGAACAGCUCCUGGAGAAUAUCUGUGCCCAGAGGGUUCCUGGUUACACUGCAGAUCACUGAAAUGGCCAUCUCAGGAACGACUGGACAAUGCAAGGAGGACAAACUGGUCAUUUCAGAUAAAUACAGCACAUUAGGCACACACUGUGGCUACAUCCUCCCCCCUGUGGUGGUCAGUUCCAGUGAAACAAUCUCUGUCACCUUCCAGUCCGACAGUCGCCUCACAGACCGAGGAUUCUCUGCCAGGUGGGAAGCUGUGUAUGCUGAGGAUAUCGCAGAAAUCCAGGGUUGUGGCAUGUCUUCCAAAGAGGAAACAGGAGUUAUUAAGUCCCAGAACUGGCCUAUGAACUACAAAGCUAACGCCGCGUGCAUGUGGAACAUUGCUUUGCCUAUUGGGAAAAAAUGCACACUGACAUUCACCCACUUUGACCUCGAAGCCAAAGAUUUCCUGUCGCAGAAAUGCUAUGAUAAAGUAUUGAUUUACGAGAUCAACGGUGUGACUAAUGCGCUGCUUCAAACGCAUGGUCCAUUUUGUGGGACGAAGCUUCCUAGUAACAUCCAGACAAAAGGCAGCAGGCUGGUGAUUCGUUUCCACACAGACUUGUUUACUGAGUCCAAAGGCUUCCGGGCCUACUGGACAACAAACCCCCUUUUGCCUCCCCCCACUGAGCCGCCUACUCCGCCUAACCCCUGGGACAAGAUCACCAUAGACUGGGCGAGUAAUUGUGGAAAACCAGCCAUUCCUCCCACUGUUGUGUCACGUAUUGUGAAUGGAGAGCCAGCCACUCCUCAUUCCUGGCCCUGGCAAGCGUCCAUGCAGGUCUGGCCAGCCAGUCGUCCAGAGCCCACAUUCUUCCAUACGUGUGGUGGUACUCUUAUUCAUAAGAACUGGGUACUUACAGCAGCCCACUGCUUCAUGAGAUACGCUGAUGAGCUGCAGCGUUGGCGCAUGUGCCUUGGCAAACACAACCUGACCUACACAGAGCCGAGUGAACAGUGCUUCAACGUGUCGGGGAUCUAUCGCCAUGAGAGCUUCAAGUACCCCACAGUGCCCACGGUGGAGUUUGACAUUGCCCUGGUCAGGUUGGACGGAGAUGUGGAGCCCAGUGCUGAGAUCUCAUUCGCCUGCCUUCCAUCAGCGGAGGAAGUCUUACCCGAUAAAAAGAAGUGCUACGCUACCGGCUGGGGAGACGAGACUGGCAAUUCAUUGAAUGCUAGUGUUGCUGAGGGCCUUAACCAGGUUGCCCUGCCCGUUGUGCCAUAUGACACCUGCAAGAGGAUGGAUUACUGGUGGUUCCAGGUCAAGACCUCCAUGAUCUGCUGUGGUUAUACCCUGCCUGACGAGCUCAAGUCUGUCUGUCAGGGAGAUUCAGGUGGGCCUCUGGUGUGUCAGGAUACACCCGAUGGUUCUUGGGAAGUUCAUGGUAUAACUAGCUUUGGUCCUAUUGGAUGUGUUAUGAAUAAGAAGCCCUCUGUGUUCACCCGCUCCUCUGCCUACCUCCCGUGGAUCGAGAAUGUCAUCCGCAGAGACAUCUACAAUGAGCACACAUCUGGCUGUGGAGGGCCAAAGUCCCUGACUGGCGCAGGAGGCACCGUGUCCUCUAUGGGUUACCAUGGCAGCUAUGACAACAAAGCCCGCUGCCAGUGGGACAUCAAGGUGUCACUUGGCAAACUGGUCUACUUCCAUUUCCACAAUUUCUCCCUGGAGGAGAGUCAGUUGUGCAUUAAUGAUAAAGUCAGCCUCAGAGACAGAAUAGGAAGUCUAGGCACACACUGCAGCCAUGUACCGCCUAAAGACCUGGUGAGUGAUGGAGACACACUUCACAUCAGCUUCUCAUCCAACGACAAGGUGGUGGACAUGGGUUUCACUGCCACCUGGAAGGCAGUGGACCCUAAAGAGGCUCCGUGUGGAGGGAGCUUCGACGGCGCUCAGGGUGAAAUCACCACUCCUAACUGGCCCGGGGACUACCAAGCCCAGUCUGUGUGCACGUGGCGUAUCAGCAUUCCUUCAGCAGAAAGUGUCCAUGUAGCCUUCACCCACUUUGAGCUGCAAACCGUAAACAUGUUAGGAAACUGUGUGGACUACGUGGAGAUCUUCCACGGUGAAAGCAUGACAUCACUAGGUCGAUUCUGUGGAUUUGCCCCUCCACCUGUCAUCACCAUCAAGAGCAACACAGUCGUCAUUCGUUUCCUUAGUAACAGCGAUAAUCAACAGAAAGGUUUUCGAGGUUACUGGACCACUAAUGCCAGUGUUAUCCCAACUUUACCUCCACUACCUGCAAACCCAUGGGACAACAUCACUAUCAACUGGCCGGCAGAUUGUGGAAACCCAGCAGUGACCCCUUCCACAGCCACCCCGAGGGUGGUUAAUGGGGAGCAGGCGAUCCCCCAUUCGUGGCCCUGGCAAGUCUCCAUGCAGGUGUGUGCAUCCUUAACAGUCACAGUGGAGAGCUUUUAUUUUGUACUAAUGCGCAUUUAUCUUUCCCAGGCGUCACCAUUUUUCCCCAUACCUUACAUGCAUGGCUGUGGAGGUUCUUUGAUUCAUGAAGAUUGGAUCCUAACUGCUGCUCACUGUUUCAUGUUGUAAGAUGCAUCAGACAC
This is a messenger RNA of Pseudoliparis swirei, 3803 nucleotides long. RefSeq lists its product as uncharacterized. The transcript is spliced from 21 exons. The record is from RefSeq and is a predicted model, not a curated record. The coding region runs from base 178 to 3789 and encodes 1203 amino acids. Gene Ontology annotation, biological process: proteolysis. Gene Ontology annotation, molecular function: serine-type endopeptidase activity. NCBI's taxonomy places the organism in Eukaryota, Metazoa, Chordata, Actinopteri, Perciformes, Liparidae.